UAGACGAGCACAUGUCCAAACAGCAAGAUGGCAGACGAAAAGAAAAGCAUCGACUCUCCGGUAGAUAAAGUGGACGAUCUCAAAAUGUCCAGAGGGGAAAAACCAGAAAUUGUUGUGGACUUAGAAAAACUACACGACUUGUUUGUAUAUGAUGAAAUGGAAAACAAAAUUCGUUUCUCGGAUAUCUACAAACACCAGAAAACAGUUGUUGUUUUCAUACGGCACUUUCUUUGCUUUGUAUGCAAGGAUUACAUGGAAGAUUUAGCAAUCAUCCCCCUUGAAUACCUUCAGGCUGCUAAUGUAAGAAUCGUUGUGAUAGGACCAGCUCCAUGCAAGUUUAUAAAGCCAUUCAAAAAGGAGACUGGUUUUAAUUACACACUGUACACUGACCCAGAGAGAGAGAUCUACAAAGCCCUCAACCUAAAGGAAAAGAUGGAGCAUGGUGAUGAUAAAAAUAAUAAGCAUGUCAAGCAGAAUGUGAUCAUGGGAGUGUUGAGGAGUACAUGGAAGGCGAUGAGAGUCCAGGAGUAUGAGGGCAACAUUAAACAGCAAGGGGGAGCCUUUGUUCUAGGACCGGGUGAUGCUGUACACUUUGCCCACAUUGAUGAAAACUCACUGGAUCAUACGCCGAUCAAUGACCUCCUUGAGAAGGCAGGAGUUGCUGCCGUCAGUUUCCCUAAAGACAAGAGAGUACAGCAUAUAUAAAUCCUCCACACUGACUGAUCACCACAAUGCUUUGAUGUGAUGCAAGUUCCUUUAUAAAACCCUCCACAUCUGAAUGACUACACUGUUGAAAAAUUAUGGAAAUAUGCAAUUAUGAUUUUUUUGUGUUUCUUGAUGGACUAAUGGUAUGUUCUUUUGAUAUUCAUUUCAAAAUUAACUCAACAAAUGAUAUUCUUUAAUUGCAUAAAUAGAACAAUUCUUUCAAAAGUUGAUAAGUUAUGUCCUGGUAAAAUUCAUGGACUCUCAUGAAAGGUAAAAUUUAAUUUGAAUUAUGAAAACAUUGAUAGACAGAUGUGGUGCCUUGUUCGUUUUAAUAUUUGAUGAUUCCAGAUGUUCCUAUGCCAUACAAUACGUUAGAGAACAGUAGCUUUACCACACAGAAAGAUAUCAUACAGUAAUAUAGACCUUACGAUAACAAACCAUACACUAACAAACCAUACACUAACAGACCAUACACUAACAGACCAUACACUAACAAACCAUACACUAACAGACCAUACACUAACAAACCAUACACUAACAGACCAUACACUAACAGACCAUACACUAACAAACCAUACACUAACAGACCAUACACUAACAAACCAUACACUAACAGACCAUACACUAACAGACCAUACACUAACAAACCAUACACUAACAGACCAUACACUAACAAACCAUACACUAACAGACCAUACACUAACAGACCAUACACUAACAAACCAUACACUAACAGACCAUACACUAACAAACCAUACACUAACAAACCAUACACUAACAGACCAUACACUAACAAACCAUACACUAACAAACCAUACACUAACAGACCAUACACUAACAAACCAUACACUAACAGACCAUACACUAACAGACCAUACACUAACAAACCAUACACUAACAGACCAUACACUAACAAACCAUACACUAACAGACCAUACACUAACAGACCAUACACUAACAAACCAUACACUAACAGACCAUACACUAACAAACCAUACACUAACAGACCAUACAC
Messenger RNA from Mizuhopecten yessoensis (Yesso scallop), 1720 nucleotides. RefSeq names its product thioredoxin-like protein AAED1. The record is from RefSeq and is a predicted model, not a curated record. Lineage: Eukaryota; Metazoa; Mollusca; Bivalvia; Pectinida; Pectinidae. The coding region runs from base 28 to 705 and encodes 225 amino acids. The transcript has 7 exons.